This is a messenger RNA of Harpia harpyja (harpy eagle), 1061 nucleotides long. RefSeq names its product zinc finger translocation-associated protein-like. Gene Ontology annotation, biological process: negative regulation of DNA-templated transcription. The coding region runs from base 279 to 1061 and encodes 260 amino acids. Lineage: Eukaryota; Metazoa; Chordata; Aves; Accipitriformes; Accipitridae. The record is from RefSeq and is a predicted model, not a curated record. The transcript has 3 exons.
UCCCCCUCUCCUGGGCAACCCCCCCCUUUAAAAUCUUUUUUAUAGGGUGGGUUCGCUUUUCGGGGGAGGGGGGCGGGCUGAGACCGGACGGCAACUCAUCGCCCCCCACCGCAGCCCCCCGCCGAGGGGCGGGGCGGCCUUGCGGGGGGGAUGGGAAAGGCGUGCGGCCCCUUUAAAUUUACCCAGGAGCCCUUAAAGGAGCCCCAGGGGCCCCACGGCGGCGUCCCCACCCCGGCCGGCCCCUGCCCGCCACCGUCGCCGCCGCCCCGGGCCCCGCCAUGGAGCCCCCGAACCCCCACCCCGACCCCGGACCUCUCCCGCACCCGGACCGCCCAGCCUCCCCGCCAGAGCCGGGACCGCGGGGGGGCCGUCGGAGCUCAGACCACUGCGAAGCUCGAGCGUCGCGGCCGGGUCGGAGCCGUAUCCCGGGUCGGGAUCACCGUCGGUAUUACCACGAACGUUGGCGAGCCGAAUACCUGAUGGAGUUCAACGCGGCGCGACACGGGAUGCUCUGCAUGGUUUGCGGCAGCGCCCUCGCCACCCUCAAGCUCAGCACCAUCAAGCGCCAUAUCCGGCAGAAACAUCCCUAUUCCGGCGCUUGGGGACCCCGCGAGAAGCAGCUCGUCCUCCGCUCCUGGGAUUCCCACCUGGGUCUCCACGCCCACCCCGACGGACCCCCCCGGUGCCGGUGGUGGCAGCGGGACAGGCUCCCCGUCCCCCACCCGUCCCCGCCGUCAUCGUCGUCGAGGCUGCCCGCGUCCCCCGUCCCCCCGAGGCGGGAAAACGUCCCCUUCGGGGUUACCGGUGACGAGGGUCCGCCCGGGGGGGGACUCGCUCCGGGGGUGGCUGCGGGCCGAGCUGCUGCUGGACCUGGAGGCGGGGGGGAACCGGCUGCGGUGCCUGCUCUGCGCCCGCGCCCUGCCCUCGCUGCACCUCGGGGACAUCCGCCGCCACGCGCUGGCCGCCCACCCCGGCACCCUCCGCCUCGGCCCCGGCGAACGUGGGGCGCUCCUGCGCGCCUGCCGGGGACGGGGACACGGGGGCGGCGAUGGUGUUCCUGA